Drosophila biarmipes is the source of this 1164-nucleotide messenger RNA. RefSeq names its product putative gustatory receptor 59d. The record is from RefSeq and is a predicted model, not a curated record. NCBI's taxonomy places the organism in Eukaryota, Metazoa, Arthropoda, Insecta, Diptera, Drosophilidae. The transcript is spliced from 2 exons. The coding region runs from base 1 to 1164 and encodes 387 amino acids. Gene Ontology annotation, biological process: sensory perception of taste. Gene Ontology annotation, cellular component: membrane.
AUGGUGGACCUGUUCAAGUGGUGUCUGUCGCAUACAUAUUUCGCUGGUCGUAUAACUGGAGUUUUAAACUUUGAAAUCGAUCUGAAAACGGGUCGAGCUAAAGUUACCCGGAAAGCUACAAUAUGUGCCGCCUGCUCGAACUUGGUGGUGUACAUCAUGCUGGCCUGCUAUGUGAUCAACGUACAAAGAGUGGUCACAGUUUGGGCAAUGACUAACCGUCUUCAGGAAUACAUUCUAGUGGCUUUAUCGGUGUUUCGCAUUAUUUGCGUUUCCCUGUCUCUAGUCAGUCGAUGGUGUAAUCGUCGGGAAUUUGUGCAGCUCAUCGACUCGUUCAGCCGGCAGUUUGGUCCGGAGAUACUUCCGUACUGCCGGAGAAGAAUCUAUUGCAAGAUUUUUAGCACGACAGCGGUGAAUUUAAUACAGUUCAUCAUUAUUCUGAUUGCGAGGUGGAAGCUGAAAGAUUUAUCCACGACUCUUAGUAUCCUAGGCCUUUUUAGCAUAACAGUCGUUAUAAGCAUGAUCAUUAUGCAGUACUUUAUUGCCAUGGCGAACAUUAGAGCGCGAUACAUCCUCCUGAACAGAGAGUUAAAAGCGAUUGUAUCAGAAACUCAAAACCUGAAUCCCAAACAGGUUGGAGUUUUUGUGACCUCAUGUUGCAACCUGGCUGAUCGCCUCGAAAAAGUUGCUAAAGCACAAUCUGAUUUACAAGCGUUCAUCGAUCGUUUGACUACAGUCUUCGAAGUUGAGGUUGUCUGCCUAAUCGUAACUUACUUUGCAAACCUGGUGGUGAACCUAUAUCUACUAUUGAGCAUAAAUGAAUUCAAUAUUAUUUCAAAUAUAUCCCUCGAUUUCCUAACAUGUAUCUUCACUGCCCUUAAUGUAUUUUACUUCGUCGAUUUCUGGGUAAACGCGUCCAAUAUAUUUUCCCUGCUGGAUGCCCAUGAAGAAAUGGUCGUACAACUAAGUCAGCGGACUUCAUUUCAAGUUCUGGACCCCAGAUUAGAGACAGUUAUCGAUAGCUUCAAUCUGAACUUGGCCCGAAAUCCAUUCAAGCUUCGAUUCCUCGGUUUAUUUAAAAUUGAUCGAUUUGCAUUGUUUGCACUAAUCAACUCAAUUUUAGGACACACAAUAGUACUGGUUCAAAUUGAAUUUGAAAAUAAGUAG